AUGGGAUCUGAACCUGUUGUGGUUCAUGCCAACCCUCCCCCGCCUCCACCGCCGAGAGCCUCGCACCGUCUGCGAAACACCCUGCUCGCGACGAUUCUCGGCGGAGCACUGCUCUUUGGCGGCGGUGUCUAUGGUUCUCUUCAAAACGAUACAGUGUACGAGAUUUUCACCGAGUACGUGCCAUAUGGCGAAGACGCUGUUUUGUACAUUCAAGAGCAAGAGUUCCGCAAACGCUUCCCCAAUGCAACGGCACAGGCAGGCAGAUCGUCUACUCGCGCCUCUUCUGCAUCCGUGUAUAUCCCGAGGUCCGGAGCGCAAGCACGCCUGCAUGACCCAGCAAGCCAAACGUCAGAGGCCAAGAUUUUGCAGCCUGGUCCGCAAAAUAGUGCGUUGAAGCAGGAGCACAAGGCGACUCCAGGUGGUGCAAAUGAUGCUGCUCAAGUCAACAAGUCAAGCCCUCAGCUGGCACCCAAUGCAAAAUCCACGCAACCCGCACCAAAGACAGGAGUUGAGAGCAGGAGUGCGCCUGCAGCCUCAAAAGAGACUUCUGAGCCUGCUCCUGCUGAUACCAAACCCGCUGACCCUGCUUCCCUCACGGUGCCUCCACCCAGUGCACCCCUCAAGCCCUUUGAAGUUCAGGAUGUUGGUGAUCGUGUCAUUGAGCGCCUUCAAUUCGCCUUGAAUGGUAUCAUUACGACUGCAAACGAGUAUGGCUCUUCGUCUUACUUCCAGGCUUGUCUGGAGAAUGCCAAGGAAGAGGUCCUGUCACUCAAUGAGCGAGUGCACGACAUCAAAAAGACUGAGCAUGCUGAGCUGGAGAAGAAAUUGACUGAUCAAGCAAAGCGUUACGGCGAGAUUCAACAACAGCACAUUCGCGAGGUGAAUGAGCAAAUUGCUGACUACGAGCGACGUAUGACGGUGGAGCUUGAACAGGAACGUGAACGGCUCAAUCAAGCCUACACAGAACGCUUGAAGGAGGAAGUGGCUCAAGUGGAGAAAUUGGCGCAAAAGAAGCUGCAGAAUGAGUUGAUGGAGCAGGCCAUUGAGCUGCAACGCCGCUUCAACCGUGAAAUUGGUGCUCGCGUGGAAGAAGAGCGUGGUGGACGUCUUGGUAAGCUUGAGAAGCUCGAGAAGGGCAUCACGGAGCUUAAGCAGCUCAAUGUCGAGGCUGGUGCUUUUAUUGAAGAUCGCGUCAAGCUUCAGGAUCUGGAAGUCGCUAUGCAUGCACUCAAAAAUGUCUUGCACGAGCAAGAGUCCAGACCUUUCAUUCAGGAGCUUGCGGCUGUCAAGGAGAUUGCUGGUGAAGACACACUUGUGCGGGCAGCUAUUGGUGCUUUAGACCGCGAAACAAUGGAGAAUGGUAUCCCCACAACCGGUCAAUUGGCAGAUCGUUUCCGUGUCGUGGCGGAUGAAGUGCGUAAAGCUGCGCUGUUGCCUGAAGGUGCUGGUAUCGCUGGUCAUGCGACUUCUGCGCUACUUUCCAAAGUGCUAUUCAGGAAGCAGGGUAUGGUCCCCGGCUCUGAUGUCGAGGCUAUCUUGGCGCGUACAGAAGCUUAUCUUGAGGCCAACGACCUUGACUCGGCGACACGCGAGAUGAACCAGCUCAAGGGCUGGCCCCGACUUUUGAGUAAAGACUGGAUGACUAUGGCAAGACGGCAUCUUGAAGUGCAGCAAGCAGUGGACAUCCUCGAGCAGAGUGUCGUGCUGUCUGCCUUGCGGAUGCAGCAAUCUUGA
Messenger RNA from Protomyces lactucae-debilis, 1734 nucleotides. Its product is annotated as mitochondrial inner membrane protein Mitofilin. The record is from RefSeq and is a predicted model, not a curated record. Bases 1 to 1734 code for a protein of 577 amino acids. The transcript is spliced from 2 exons. NCBI's taxonomy places the organism in Eukaryota, Fungi, Ascomycota, Taphrinomycetes, Taphrinales, Protomycetaceae. Gene Ontology annotation, biological process: cristae formation. Gene Ontology annotation, cellular component: MICOS complex.